AUGGCUCAACGCAUCGUGUCAAAGUUCAAAAGACGCUCCAAGAAGGCUACCAGCGACAUCUAUAUACCACUCGAUGCCAAAUCGCGUACGAUUCGUCUGCUGCAUCUCCAACCCGGCACCUGGGAAGAUGAUAUCUGUGCGGAGCUCCAAGUAGCUUCCAUUGCACGGGUUCGAAGGCGUUAUAUCACCAUCUCGUACACGUGGGGUGAGGAAGGUGUCGCCCGUCCAGUACUGAUAACAUGCAAUGGAAAAUCUGUUCCGAUCUCUCGGAAUCUAUUCACGGCUCUGCGCAAACUUCGACGGCCUGACCAUACAGUUCUGCUCUGGGCUGAUGCUCUAUGUAUAAACCAAGCAGAUUCUCUGGAGCGCACUCAACAGGUGGGCAUGAUGGGUGAGAUAUACAGCAACAGUCGCGAGACGGUCAUUUGGCUAGGCGAACCAAUGCCAAAUGAGGAAUUCACAGCCUGCUUCUCGAACGAUCCUACUUCUAAAAUAACAUGGAGAGGUGAUUCAAACGAUAAUCUGCUACGGAGUUCAUUCAUCCUCGCUUUCGAGCGCUCGUGCACAGCAGAGCAGUCGGCUGCUUCUGCAGUGUCUUCGUUCAUGCGUCCAGUGCCGGACGUCUUUGGUGCGUUUUGUUUGAUUCAAGAUUUUGCCGAGGAUACUUCUUAUCCUUUGCUCGAAUUACUAGAUCGUAACAAAACCACUAUAUUGGAUCAGAUUGAACAUCCCAGGAGGCAUGCAUUCACAGUCACAAACGACCAUUGGCGUCAACUGCUGUCUCUUAGGGUAUGGGAAGGUCUCACAAAGUUGAUGGGCGUGGCUUGGUGGCAGCGAAUCUGGGUGAUUCAAGAGACUGUACUCUCAAGGAAUGCCACAGUACAUUACGGCCCGCUUUCAGCACCAUGGUCAAUGUUCGCUAGAGCAGCUAUGAAUUAUGUCCAACAGCGUCACACGCUAUGCCUGGACUUAGCUGGGACACGCUAUGGCCAAGACACCUUGGAUCGAUUCAGCGGUUUCGUGCUUCGCAUCGAGGAAACAAGGCUUUGUCAUCGUAGUAACUUAGACAACAUGACGUUGUUGGAUCUAUUAUGGAAGUUUAGGCCUCUAGAAGCGACCGACAAACGAGAUAAAAUUUUCGCUCUUCUUGGACUGACCACAGAUUGGCAAGAAUUACCAGCUCUAGUUCCUCAUUACAACAACGAUGCUGCGACAACGUUUACUCAGACUACGUUGAGUAACUUGCUAAGAGCAGGUUCACUAUCAGUUCUCGCAGGAGAUCUUGAAGCUGUUCUUAAUCGAAAAAGACUGGAAGGCCUCCCAUCCUGGGUGAUGGACUGGUCACUCCCAUGCCUCCGAACUGAGAUAGAAAGAGUUGGAUCCCUGCACUUGUACAACGCCAGCGACAAACAUGGAGGCACUUUCCUUUACCGCCCAGAGAAUCACGUGCUGGAAGUCGAUGCUCUGUACAUUGAUCACGUCUCCACUGUUGGCGAAGUUAGCCGACAUACACAGAUCAACGACACAUGCGCCGUGAUACGUAGAUGGAAGUUGCUUACCAAACCCUUCGAACCAGUCGAUAAAAUAUAUCCUACUGGAGAGCAUUGCGAAGAUGUUUUCUGGCGAACAUUGAUUGGAGACUUAAUAUAUAUGGGCACUGCUGUCAAUGCUCAGGGGACGAAAAGCUCUUACCGUCGAGCUACAAGUGACGACUAUGACGCAUAUGAAUCAUGGAGGCAAUGGGCUCGUUGUAUCUCGCGAGACACUAUCGAUCGCACGGCGCCCUUCAAUCUCGACGAAGAAACAUCUGGAAUCCACCACGCCCUCAAAACUGUGACAGCCUCCCGGCGCUUCUUUCUCACAAGCACCGGAUACAUGGGCAUAGGUCCAAGAACGACUGUUGAAGGUGACAGAGUGUACGUGUUUAAGGGCAGCAAAGUUCCAUUCAUAGUCCGAGGAGGUGGACUGAUAGGAGAUAGUGAUGGAUUCUCCUCCGAUCAUGCUGAUACAUCUGUGAAAGAUGGUUCUCGGUUGAUAGGUGACUGUUUUGUUUACGGGUUGAUGGACGGCGAGGCUUCCACCCAAGAAUUCGUGCGCAGUGUAAAGCUCAAUCUAAUCUGA
Messenger RNA from Alternaria burnsii, 2121 nucleotides. RefSeq lists its product as uncharacterized. The coding region runs from base 1 to 2121 and encodes 706 amino acids. The transcript is spliced from 2 exons. The record is from RefSeq and is a predicted model, not a curated record. Lineage: Eukaryota; Fungi; Ascomycota; Dothideomycetes; Pleosporales; Pleosporaceae.